AUGGGUUUCACAGUCACUAUUGCAAUCGAUAAGAGACUGUAUAGGCUAUGCAGGACGUCUUUUUCACCCAAUGGACCCGUGUCUGAAGAAGCCAUUUCAAAAGUUUGCGAGAAGUUAGAAAAAAUGAAGCCUUCCGAUGUAGGUCUUGAGCAGGAGGCACAAGUGGUUCGUAAUUGGAACGGUCAAAUGCCCGAGACCAAUGGGAACCAUCAACCACCGCCAAUCAAAUACUUACAUUUGCAUGAAUGUGACAGCUUCUCUAUUGGAAUUUUUUGCAUGCCCCCUUCAUCUGUCAUUCCUCUCCACAAUCAUCCUGGAAUGACGGUCCUAAGCAAGCUCAUAUAUGGUACAGUGCAUGUUAAAUCCUAUGACUGGAUUGAUUUCCCUGGCCCAAAUGAUCCAACUGAAGCUAGAGCUGCAAAGCUUGUGAAAGAUAAAGACAUGACAGCACCGACUUCAACAACAGUUCUUUAUCCUACCGUUGGCGGAAACAUUCAUUGUUUUAAGGCCAUUACUCCUUGUGCAAUCUUUGACAUAUUAUCUCCGCCAUAUUCUCCAGAACACGAAAGACACUGCAGUUACUUCCAACAAUCCCAAAGGAAAGAUCUUCCAGGUAAUGUUGAGGUGGAUGGAGUUACAUUUUCUGAUGUCACUUGGCUAGAAGAAUUUCAACCGUCGGAUGAGUUUGCAAUAAGAAGAGGACUGUACAAGGGUCCAGUUAUUAGAACAUAUUAA
Molecule: messenger RNA, 735 nt
Organism: Lathyrus sativus (Indian pea)
Lineage: Eukaryota; Viridiplantae; Streptophyta; Magnoliopsida; Fabales; Fabaceae
Source: the annotation of a GenBank genome assembly